This is a messenger RNA of Parathielavia appendiculata, 769 nucleotides long. RefSeq lists its product as uncharacterized. NCBI's taxonomy places the organism in Eukaryota, Fungi, Ascomycota, Sordariomycetes, Sordariales, Chaetomiaceae. The coding region runs from base 308 to 769 and encodes 153 amino acids. Gene Ontology annotation, molecular function: structural constituent of ribosome. Gene Ontology annotation, cellular component: ribosome. The transcript has 2 exons. Gene Ontology annotation, biological process: translation. The record is from RefSeq and is a predicted model, not a curated record.
GUCGGUCCCCAGUUCAAGAUCUCUUAUUACCUACCGAAGUACCAUGCCUUAGGCCGUUGAAGAGUUGUCCCGGUAAAAGCCGGCAUGACUGCUCUGCGUGGGGUCUAGCCUAGCAACUGUCACUAGAUGCCUGCCAGGUGCCCGCAGUUCAAAGGCGCUCUCGGCGCCAAGAACCUUGAGGUCUGAACUCUGAACCUCACCAAAACCUUCAAACGGACUGGCCCCGACGGCGACGCACCACGAGAACCACGACAAGCAGUUGGGCACGUUUCUCACCAGGCUGAGGAUAGUCAAGAGUUUCACUACAAUGUCCCGCAUCAGCCUGCAAUCCCCGCUACUCCAAGCGGCCCUGCGCCGGCCGACCAGCCAGCUGCUUCCGCGGUGCACUCGGACGACGACAGCCAAGUCGGGCGCCGCCCGGACCUUCUCUCACCUCCCAUCCCUCCGCCCAACCCUUAUUCCCACCUCCACCGUCUUCCGCGCGCCGAACCAGACCUUCUUCCUCCAACAACCCGCCACCACGACGAUGACGACGAACCCGACGACAGGCGAGGCGCUGGACUUGCUUGCCAAAACGAGUAUCACAGCGCACCCCGCGCUGGCAGGCUGCGCCAGCCAGAUCCGCUGCGGCCCGCGCCCGACCAUGUCGAAUGCCAGCCGGCUGAUCCAGAAGCGGAGGCAUGGGUUCCUCAGCCGGAUCCGGACGCAGGGCGGGAGGAAGACGCUCAUGCGGAGGAAGCUGAAGGGGAGGAAGAGGUUGAGUGCUUAG